UUGUCAGUUUCACAAAAAAAAAAACUAUUGGAAAUGUCUCAAAAUAAUUCUGGUUCGCGAUUGCUUGAGGAUUUUAAAUUACGUUCGUUCUUGGGCGUUGGUGCAUUCGGAGCAGUUAUCAAGUGCCAGAAACUACUUGAAUCGAAAGAGUAUGCGAUAAAGGUGACAUCAGGAGACGCUUUGCAAGAGGUGCAAACUCUUGUUAGUAUUCCGCCUCACAAAAAUUUGGUUCAGUACAUCACAUGUUGGAAUGACCGAUUCUCUAAAGCCGAUAUACAGGAAGUAAAAAAAAUUGUUGGAACGAACAAUCAAGCUAUCGAUUGUUUCAGUGAUCCAACAAAGAUUCGGCUUUGCAUUCAAAUGGAGCUUUGUGGUGAGAGUCUUCGUACUUGGCUGUUGACACACCAAUCAGUUGAUGAAAAGAAGACAAUUGGUUUGUUCAUGCAGAUGGUCGCGGGGAUAGAGCAUAUUCAUAAGUCUGAUAUUAUUCAUCGUGACCUGAAACCAGAAAAUAUUUUUAUGGGAAUUGACACAGACUCCCUUCUUAAGAUCGGUGAUUUUGGUAUAGCAACGGAACACAAAUUGAAUCAGUCAGCAGUCCAUACUCAAAAUGUCGGAAGUCCCGCUUAUCUUGCUCCUGAACAGCACACCGGCCGAUAUAGUAAAGCCGUUGAUUUGUAUGCUUUGGGAGUGAUUCUGUAUGAAUUACUCUACCCUGCGAUGCAGCCUGCCCCAUGCGCCAAAUGGUCGCAAAUGAUUACUGACUUAAAGCAAAACAAAACGAUUAUACAUUCGGUGAAAAACAGAUGGCCAACAACAACCGAUCUCAUACUACAAUUGACAUCAUUCCAUCCAAGAGAUCGACCGUCAUUCAAUGAAAUUUAUCGUACAUUUGUAGUCCCAAGUAGUUCGAAACGACAGCCUAGUGGAUCGAGUCAAAAUUCUAGUGGAUCCAAUCGUCUUUCUAGUGGUCACCAAGCUUCUUCUAUUACCACAAAGCCAACAGUAAUCCACAAGGGCAUUACUUGCGAUGGCUGUGGUAAGGAAAACAUAGAAGGAAUUCGAUACAAAUGUACCGAGUGUGAGGAAUAUAAUUUGUGCGAAAGUUGUGAGACUAGAACUGGGUUGCAUCCACAAAGCCACAUUUUCAAUAAGAUAAAGGUACCAGGCAGCUAUAAAAAUUUAAACAGCCUUUUCGCUGAUAUGAACAAAUUGAGCUUGACGAAUACGCCAAAACCGUCUUAUCAAAAUAACACUCAACCCACACCGCCUUAUCAAAAUAAUCCUCAACCCACACCGCCUUAUCAAAAUUACCAUCAACCCACACCGCCUCAUCAAAAUUACCCUCAACCCACACCGCCUCAUCAAAAUUACCCUCAACUCACACCGCUUCUUCAACUCACACCGCCUUAUCAAAGUUACCCUCAACCCACACCGCCUUAUCAAGAUUUCCUUCAACUCACAACGCCUUCUCAAAAUUACCAUCAACCAACAUCAUCAUAUUCACAACCAAGCACCUGGUGCUUGACACAACAGGAUGAAGAUGACGACGAUCAAGAUGACUACGAUGAUGGUGACGAUGAUGAAGAUUACGAAUAUUCCAGCUAUUCGCGAGGGGCCGUUUGCAAUUAUUGUGAUAAACACGUUCAAAAAUGGUAUCAAUGCAAAGAUUGUCCACGUACCAUUGAAGGUUACUUUGAUUAUUGUUCCCAUUGUUACCACAAAACUUCGGGAAGCCGGUAUGAUCACACUCGAUAUCACCGCUUUCGCAAAUAUCGAUGCUGAAUCA
Messenger RNA from Bradysia coprophila, 1789 nucleotides. RefSeq lists its product as uncharacterized. Gene Ontology annotation, biological process: regulation of translational initiation by eIF2 alpha phosphorylation. Lineage: Eukaryota; Metazoa; Arthropoda; Insecta; Diptera; Sciaridae. The record is from RefSeq and is a predicted model, not a curated record. Gene Ontology annotation, molecular function: eukaryotic translation initiation factor 2alpha kinase activity; zinc ion binding; ATP binding. Gene Ontology annotation, cellular component: nucleus; cytoplasm.